AUGGUGGCAUUCCCACACACUGGCUGGCGAAAGCCGGCGAUUCGCAUUUUUGACCGGCCUUCCGUCUUCCUCGCCGGAGCUGUCUCAUCACUGUUGCUUCUCUGGGCCUUCUUUUUCUUCUCAGCUCUUGAUUCCAUCGCCAUUUUCUCUCAAUCCAAACCCAAUUCCUGCAACUGUAACCAACACGACCCCGCCUUCAACCUCCAGUUCGACCCACCUAUCGCCACCUUCUACGAUGACCCAAGUUUCGGCUACACCAUCGACAAACCCAUAACAAAUUGGGACCGAAAAAGGCGAACAUGGCUCCAACUCCACCCCUCUUUUGAGCCCAGGUCACAGGAGCGAGUCUUUAUCGUGACUGGGUCACGAUCUACGCCAUGCAAAAGCCCCACCGGAGACCAUUUCUUGUUGAGAUUUUACAGGAACAAAGUCGAUUACUGUCGAAUCCAUGGCUACGAUAUCUUUUACAACAAUGUGUUACUCGACCCCAAUAUGCACUCCUGCUGGGCAAAGAUUCCGGCGGUUCGGGCGGCGAUGGUUGCUCAUCCGGAAGCCGAAUGGAUCUGGUGGCUCGAUGAAGAUGCUGUGUUCACCGACAUGGAAUACAAGCUUCCGUUACAUCGGUACAAAGAUUAUAACUUCGUCGUCCAUGGAUGGCCGAAAGAGGUUUACCAGAAGAAAAGCUGGUUAGGGUUGAACGCAGGAUCGUUUCUGAUCAGAAAUUGUCAAUGGUCACUCGAUUUCUUGGAUUCAUGGGCCGACAUGGGACCCCAAUCUCCUAAUUUUGAUAAAUGGGCUGGAAUUUUGAUGGAUGUGUUCAAGCAUGAAUCCGAUGACCAGACAGCGAUGGCGUACUUGCUCCUGAAGGAACACCAACAAUGGUAUGGAAAGAAGAUGCUGAUCGAGACUGGAUAUUAUCUCGAAGGGUACUGGGUUCUGAUUGUCGAUACAUUGAAGAACAUAACAGAGAGGUAUCUGGAGAUUGAAACGACGGCGGCGAUGUUACGACGGCGACACGCGGAGAAGGUGAGUGAGCGGUACGGUGUGUUACGAGAGCCGUCGUUGAAAGACGCCGGGAAUGAGUUUGGGAGCUGGAGGCGGCCGUUUGUGACUCAUUUCGCCGGGUGUCAGCCGUGUAAUGGGAAACAUAACCCGUUGUUCACCGGAGCAAGUUGUCGGAAAUCCAUGAACAUGGCUUUGAACUUUGCUGAUAACCAGGUGCUCCGAAAUUACGGGUUUGUUCACCGGAAUUUAUCAGAUCCUUCGGUGGUUUCGCCGCUGCCAUUUGAUUAUCCUGCUUGA
This is a messenger RNA of Lactuca virosa, 1302 nucleotides long. The record is from the annotation of a GenBank genome assembly. NCBI's taxonomy places the organism in Eukaryota, Viridiplantae, Streptophyta, Magnoliopsida, Asterales, Asteraceae.